Cylindrotheca closterium is the source of this 1698-nucleotide messenger RNA. The record is from the annotation of a GenBank genome assembly. Lineage: Eukaryota; Bacillariophyta; Bacillariophyceae; Bacillariales; Bacillariaceae.
AUGUCUUCCAAUGCUUCUAAGAAACCGAGGGUAUUUCUCGGUAUUUCAAGCAAGAAUGGCCAGAGAAAGAUUGAAGGCAAACGACGGCGUGUCAUUCGACAGACCUACCUCCAAUUUCACCAAACUCAUAACAGUACGGCAGAUCAUCGAAUAUGUUCCCUUCCUGAACUCCUGUCAACGGUUCAGAACCCUGACGAUUGUCAGAUGGUGUACACUUUCUUUUUCCCAAAUUCAAAGAGAAUGACAAAAACUUCAGCAAUAAAAGACUUUCUGAAAAAUACAUCGGGGGAAACGACUACACAGAGCAAAGAAUCAGAUGCGGUUUUCUUCAAGCUGAAAUCGCCAAAUGACGAAUUUGAAGGAAUUAUGAAAUGGAUUCAAUGGUCCACCGCAAUUCAAGGUGCCAUUGGCGAAUCGUCGCUGGGACAAUUUGACUAUCUGGCGUAUAUCGACAUCAGCACCAUUGUCUAUCCCCAUGAGUUUUGGGGUCAGAACACCAUCUUCCAAAACUAUCAACCUUCUGUGUUUGCUGGAAUGCCCAACAAGAAAAGCGGGGAAGACUGUCAAGAUUCCUUCUGCUUUGAUCAUAGAUUCACAUGCCUUUCUCAGGACCUUGCCACAUAUCUAGCAUACUCGGAACCCCCUGGAACUGUCGGAGGCGGUGUGGGUCCGAACCUGCUUCAAAAUGUGAAAAAGUACGAAGAGUCCAGUGGCAACGAGGUUUCAUGGCUCGAGGUAGAAGGAGUGCGCAACAUCUAUGGUGAACCGGAACGAAUGAUUAACAAGUGGGAGAGUUACAUCUCAUCGAUUGCCGACUCUACUACUGGCGAAGACACGUCUGUGGACAAAGAAGACUUCCACCAUGCCAAUGUCACGACGUACAAUGGAAAUGCCCGAAUUCUGGUGGGAAUCUUCACCACCAAUCUCAAGCCUAUUGAACGCAAACGACGAGACACGAUACGAAAAUCAUACUUGGGUGCCUACAAGAAGAGCAAAACGCCCCAUCGAAUCUGUAGCUUGCAAGACUUGCUCAAGAAAAAAGUGGAACCAGAAGACUGUCAGUUUGCCUACACCUUUGUGGUCGGGGCCAACAGUAGUGCUCCUACCGAACAAGUUGAUACGGAUGAUUUGGACUUGAUUGCCAUUCCACGGGACAAAAUGGAGAAACCAGAACCAGAUGUCUUGUAUUUGAACAUUAAAGAGAACAUGAACGAUGGGAAGACAGACACUUGGUUUCGAUAUGCGUCCUUGAUUGUAGAACACCAGCUGUAUUUUGACUACAUGGCCAAAAUGGACACCGAUACGGUAUUGUUCCCUCAUCCACUGUUCGGAAAGAUGGAGAAUUGGCCCAAAUAUCCCAAUAACAGACGUAUCUAUGGGGGAGAGUAUAAUGUCAAACGAGAUGGAGACAACCGGAAAGAUUUGUUGGUCGGAGCAAGUUACUUCAAUGGUCCAUUCUACUGGAUGUCGCCUGAUAUUGCUAGAUUCAUUACCGAUUCCGAAAGGUGUAACCGAACAGCCUUGAGGACUAGUGCGGAAGACAUGACGAUUGGCAAUUACGUCAACACCUUCCCACAUACGAUUCAUCGAUUCAAGAUGAGCCCCAAGACCUAUGACCAUCCAUUCAAAGACAUUUCUCAUUUUAAAAGACGGUGGGGACGCUACCAGCGAAAGUUCAAGAAGUUUCACAAGCUCUGA